AUGUGUCUAUCUAUAUAUUUAACUAUCUAUCUCUGUUUAAUUUUAUCUAUCUAUCUAUCUAUCUAUCUAUCUAUCUAUCUAUCUAUCUAUCUAUUUAACUAUCUAUCUCUGUUUAAUUCUAUCUAUCUAUGCUAUCCAUCUCUCUCUCUAUCUUUCUUUCUUUCUUCCUCUCUUUCUUUCUACUCAUCUAUCUAUCUAUCUAUCUAUCUAUCUAUCUAUCUAUCUAUCUAUCUUAGUUUAUUCAUUAUCUAUCUAUGCAUCUUAAUUUAUUCAGUAUCUAUCCAUGUAUGUCUCUAUGUAUUUAACUAUCUCUGCUUCAUUCUAUCUAUCUAUCUAUCUAUCUAUCUAUCUAUCUAUCUUUACUUUUUUUUCUCUUUCAUUCUUUUCUUUCUUUCUUCCUUCCUUUCUUUCUUUCUUUAUCUAUUUAUUUAUCUAUCUAUCUAUGCCAAUCUGGUUCAGCCGUAUCCUCUCUCACGGACUUCAGCCGCCAAUUCUUCAUACCGAAAAAGUUUUCUUUCAAGAGCCUUUUCAAUCCAUUCUUCGCAUGCCACUGUCUCCAGAUAUUGCUUCUUGAUAUCAAUUAACACUAGAUUUGGUCUCAGUCCACACACAAUAACAUUCACUGGCAGUGUAGCAUCAACCAACACUCUACACUUCCUUGAGUCCUUCAACUUGGUCUUCUGCCCUGUGUCAAUCCCAUCUUGCUUCAGGAAGGCAAUCCUUCACAGGUCCGUCGAGGGUAUACUAGCACUUCUUGCAGCUGCUGCCACGACCUGCAAAACCAAGUUAUCUCUGAAGGUGUACCAGUCGUUCGGUAGCGCCUUUGGGCAGGAUGACAGUAUGUGGCUCAGGUUUCCAUAA
This is a messenger RNA of Acanthosepion pharaonis, 861 nucleotides long. Lineage: Eukaryota; Metazoa; Mollusca; Cephalopoda; Sepiida; Sepiidae. The record is from the annotation of a GenBank genome assembly.